Messenger RNA from Caenorhabditis auriculariae, 3515 nucleotides. The record is from the annotation of a GenBank genome assembly. Lineage: Eukaryota; Metazoa; Nematoda; Chromadorea; Rhabditida; Rhabditidae.
AUGUAUUCUGACUUCCAAAUGCUCUUGUUUUCAACAAUUCCUGGCCAACUCAACACUAUUUUCUCGAAAACUCUGAUGAGAUACGGGUUUGAACCAACAACUGCAAUGUGAGUUAUUGUAUCUCUCUGAGUAAACGGGCAAUUUUUGAAGGGUUUCCAUUGUUUCGUCUUUAAUCGCCACUUCUAUGGGUUUUGGGAUGCUGUUUUGCAUAUUUUUCAUUGUACCUCUUAUGGACUCUAGAGGGAGAAAGUUUGUUUGUGUGACUCUGAGGUGCGUUUCACAAUUUCUGUUGAUAAAAUCGAGGGAAGAAUCGUUUAAAAACACCUUUUUCUGGUUUCGCAAUCAAGCUGAAAAUCAAGUUAGAUUCGAGUUGCGUGUUGAUAAUUAAUUCAACACGCUGCUAAAUAUUGAGGCCGAAAACAACUUUUUCAGAUUUUUCAUUGGUAGUUCCUCGUGUAUUUUCCAAUUGUUAGCCGCGCAGUUCAACUCAGCAGAGUUUUUUUUUGUGGGCCAAAUCUUGGUAGGCUGCAACUAUCCGAUCCGCUUAAUUGUCACCAUUAUGUUCGUCGGUGAAUGCGCGGCUGACAAAAACCGAGGUGAGAAUUUAUUUUUUCAUUUAGGCAAUAUAACGAAUGAUUUCCAUCUUUGCUCAUUUCUUAUCAUUUUGUGACUUUCUGUUAUCUCCAAAAAGAUAAAAAACAAAACACUGAGGUAACUCAUGCAAAGUCAAAAAUAUAUGAAAAAAACGGAGAUGUUAAAAUAAUUUUUCCUUUUUUUAGGUUUUGCUACAACAACUUUGAUUGUGUGCGACGUCCUUGCCUCGUUAGUUAUGUGCGUGAUUUUUUUAUGGAUACCUCGAAAAAUUUUAAUUCAUCAAUUUUUGAAAAUCAAGUCCACCUCGACUCUAUCAAAAAAAUUGUGAGGCUCAUUUAGAAGUCUUAAUUUUUUUGAUGACCGUUCACACUUUUUGUAAAUUAAACUUUUUUUAGUUUUUCACAACUAUUCUCUUAAUCAUUCCCAAUUUCUCAUCAAGCUGCUUUUUGAACUUACGAAGGUUUUUCUCAGUAAACUUAAAGAAAACUUUAAACUACAUAUUCAGGAGGAAUUCCUCAAUAAAAAGAGUAGAAAUCAAAUUAAGGUAUUCGACAAGCUCGCCAAGCGUUCUUGGAAACGACAGUUGGUUCAUAUACCCUCUCGCUUCGUUUUUCAUGUGAGAAGGUUCAAAUUAGAAAAAAAAAUCAAAAAUAAAACUUUAGGUCCUUAGCUCUGUUCGUGACUACAGCUGGACUACCGGAAUCUCCGAAAUGGCUCGUUCGUAAAAAUGAACAUCGUGCGGCGGCACUGGCCAUUCGUUUCUAUCAGGACAGAGAAACAAAUCUCGGUAGCUUUCUUUCAUUUCGGAACUAUUCAUUUUUUUCAGUUGGCGUUUAUGAAGCUCUUGUCCGGGAAAAUAAUCUGACCAAAAGCGGGAAAAUCAGCUUGAGGGAAGUUUGCACGGAUCCAACUUUGCGAGAAGCCCUCAAGAUUGUGAUCGCUGUCCAGUUAUUCCUAGUGACCUCCCCGGUCCCAGUGGAAAGAAUGUACACGGUGGUUCUGCACAAUACGCUCGGACUAAGUGUUGAUCAAGUUGGAUGUAAUAUUUUUCCUCAGCUUCAAUUUCUUUCCAGUCGCUCAAUGUUAACUUUUUCACCUCAUUGAUUUUUGCUCCGGCAAGAUUUGUCGGGAGCUACGUCAUUGACAUCGUUGGCAGAAGAUUUGUUGUUUAUAUGGCUGGAGCAAUUAUGUAAAUUUGCUUUUCUAUAUCAAGCUUCUUUUUAAAUUUAGGUAUCUGAAAGUUUUGAUAAUGGCUUUCGCGCAGUUUGUUGCGUUUGAGUAUGGUCCUUGCACUCUUACUAGAAUCUUGGGUGGGUAGAUGAUUAUUUCAGAUUGUUGAAUGUGUCCUUCUUGAGUAAUCGUCAGUGAAGCUCUGUCGGAAUUGAUAACGGCUACUGGCAUCAGCGCCCUCGCGACUCUCUUGAUUGUGGAGCUUUUCCCUCCAGCUGCGCGGGUUUCCGUAGCACAAGUAAAUUUUUCUUAGACAUUAACUCUUUAACUGUUAUUUUCAAAUCAUGAUUUAGCUAGAUAGCUUAUUAACAAAUUUAGACUUAUUCAUCGUCUCGGAAAACAGUUUUUCACAAAAAAAUGUAUAUUUAGCGUCCUUGAGUUCAAAGCGUUCACUCUCAAAAUAAUAAAUCUAGUAAGAAUCAGGUGUUGAAUUAUUAUCCAAAUCUCGGAGUAAUUACGAUCAUUUACAACAGGUUAUUUUCUAGAUACACACUUAAAUCUAACAUAAAAAAGCGGGAAAUGGUGAGUUUUUUUCUUGUUUUUUCGUCCGUAACUUUUUCGAAAACAAUUAUAUCAAUCUGAAAUUUUAACCAACCAAGUAAACUGAUGUUAUGGACAAAUAACCGAUUUGAACCGAUUUCAAAAAUGAACUUCAAAAAUUGUAUUUUUUGAACAAUUUUCAAAACCGCAAAAAUUAAAUGAACAGAUAAAAAUUCAACAAAGCCCGUAAAUUGAUAUAGAAGACUUCGAAUCAAAAAAUUAAGUAAAACAGAUUUAAUACUCCGUAGCAUAGCUUUUGGAUUUGAUAACAGCUUUGCAUUUCUGAGACAUCGUCUCUAUAAGUGUGUCCAAAAUUGGGAUCUUCUUCCAAACUUCUACGAUUUGCUUUUUCGAAACUUUAGGUUUAAAUAUUUUUAACAAAGUUAUAAACGAAAAAACCAAAUAAAAAAACUCACCCAUUUUUCUACUGUAUGUCAAAGUUUCAACUCAGCUUGCAAAUUUCAAUCUACGUUUUCUCUUAUUUAAUAUGAAAAAAGAAAGAACCAAAAUUGAAGACUGUACAAAAAUUAAAUCGUAGUGAAACCUGUGAAAGAUUUCAGAUCAACGUGUUGCUCUCAAUGAUUUCUGCUCUACCACUGGUUACCCUGUAUCCAAUUUUGAAUGCAAUUUUCCCGCCAGCUUUUUACGUCCCUUUGAUGAUCCUUCAACCCUUCUUCAUAUUCUUCCUUCACAGGUAAACGCACUUCACAAUGAAUCGGAAAUAUUGAAGAAUGUAUUUUAGACGAAUGCCUGAAACAAAGGCACGAGCUGUUUGUGAUAUUGUUGCUGAAUUAGAUAGCGAUGUCCGUUCCAGAGUUAGUGCCUUUAUUCCCGCUUGCACAAUUUUUCAUUUGGCUUUUCCGAUAUAUAGAAGCUUGUUCUUAACGUUAUUUGUUUCUGAAAAAAAACAAUUAAGGCCACAACAAUGUACGAAUACAGCCCAUUGAUUCGCAUCAAGGUGUACUGGAUACAAAAAAAAAGUGGAAAAAUUUCUGUUUAGGCGAAAAGUUAUACUGAUCUGCAGAACAUGGUUAUCCGAGAGCCAAGAAGACCAAGGGUAAGUAGAUAUUAUUUUUAUAUCACAUAUAGAAAUUUUUAAGGCAAGUACAGUAACUGCUCCAGAUUGGGAAGCGCUCAGAGAAUUAUUGUAA